This is a messenger RNA of Pelobates fuscus (common spadefoot toad), 1549 nucleotides long. RefSeq names its product zona pellucida-like domain-containing protein 1. NCBI's taxonomy places the organism in Eukaryota, Metazoa, Chordata, Amphibia, Anura, Pelobatidae. The record is from RefSeq and is a predicted model, not a curated record. The transcript is spliced from 11 exons. Gene Ontology annotation, cellular component: cell surface. Bases 146 to 1393 code for a protein of 415 amino acids.
AUGUGUCUUUUGGCUGUUCUGAGAUCUGCAAUUCUCCAUGAAAAUAUUUUGUAGGAUAGAGAAGUUGAACAUUUGAUCAUAUGCAGUAGCACAGGACACAUGGAGGACAGCUGACCUGAUUACAAAAGAGUAUUUGGGCUUGGCCAUGGAAUCAAUAUGGAUGUUACUGCUAUCGGCAGUAUAUAUGUUGAAAGUGUGUGCACAGUUUAAUGGAUACAAUUGUGAUGCCAAUCAUCAUAGCAGAUUUCCAGCGGAAAGAGAUAUCAGCGUCUAUUGUGGAGUACAGACAAUUACCAUGAAGAUAAACUUUUGUACAGUUCUCUUCUCUGGUUAUUCAGAAACAGAUCUAUCACUGAAUGGAAAACAUGGAGAUGCACUCUGCAGAGGCUUCAUAAACAAUAACACUUUUCCAGCUGUUGUGAUCUUCACUAUUAACCUGAGCACCCUGGAAUCAUGUGGGAAUAGCUUAGUGGUAUCUACAGUUCCAGGAGUUAAUGUAUAUGGGAAUGUAUCAAUGGUGCAAAUAGGAAACGUCUCUGGAUACAUAGAUACUCCAGAUCCUCCUACAAUAAUCAGCUAUUUGCCAGGACUUUUGUACAAAUUUAGUUGCAGUUAUCCACUUGAAUACUUGGUUAACAACACACAACUUGCAUCAUCUUCAGCAGCUAUUUCUGUUCGUGAUGGAAAUGGUACAUUUAUCAGUACUCUGAAUUUACUCCUCUAUAAUGAUUCAACCUACAGAGAACAAUUACUAAUACCAAGUGCAGGGUUGCCACUGAAAACCAAAAUAUAUGCAGCAGUAAGAGCAACCAAUCUUGACGGACGGUGGAACGUUUUAAUGGACUACUGUUACACCACUCCAUCUGGCAACCCAAACGAUGACAUCAGAUAUGAUCUUUUCCUCAGCUGUGACAAAGACCCUCAGACUACUAUUUUUGAGAACGGCAAGAGUCAAAUGGGGAGGUUUUCAUUUGAAGUUUUCCGAUUCGUCAAGCAUAAAAACCAGAAAAUGUCCACAGUAUUUUUGCACUGCGUGACAAAGCUGUGUAGAUCAGAUGAUUGCCCUUACUUAACACCUACUUGUCACAACAGAGAAAGAAGAGAUGCAGUAUUGAAAACCACACUUACUCCUCAAAGCCUUUCUGGAAAUGCAGUGGUAUCUGCUGGACCCAUUAUUACCAGAAGUGACGAGACACCUACAAACAACUCACAGCUUGCCCAACAAAGCAAUCCCAACUUCCAAAUCAACUCUGUCACCAGUGCACUCAUCUCAGGAGUGGUAAUCCUUGGUGCCACCAGCUUUUGUUUCUUUAUAUUUUCUCUCACUCUCCUCAGCAAGAAGAAGCAAAACAGUUUGGUUUUAUGUGGUGUACAAAAUCCAUCAUUCAAUUAAAUUGAGAUAUUUGCACAAAAAAAUACAACAGCAAAAACAUUUGACAUGUAAAUUUGAUUCCAAAUGGACAUCUCUGUGGAAAUCUCUGUGGCAUGUUGCCAUUUAAACCCUAUGUACCUUGGACUCCCUGUAUAUUAGAAUGUAUACUGUUUUGCA